AUGCAGGCGGUUGUUGCUGCAGCUGUCGGGGUCCUUGUCACCCCUGCACACCUUGAUCCGGGCCUGUGCUUCCGUCCACACCCGACCACCCUGAUCCUGACCACCCUGAUCCUGACCACCCUGAUCCUGACCACCCUGAGCCCGACCACCCCGAUCCCGACCACCCCGAUCCCGACCACCCCGAGCCCGACCACCCCGAGCCCGACCACCCCGAUCCCGACCACCCCGAUCCCGACCACCCCGAUCCCGACCACCCCGAGCCCGACCACCCCGAGCCCGACCACCCCGAUCCCGACCAUCCCGAUCCUGACCAACCCGUUCCCGACCACCCCGAUCCCGACCACCCCGAUCCCGACCACCCCGAGCCCGACCACCCCUGAUCCUGACCUCCUGACCCUGACCAUCCUGAUCCUGAUCACCCUGAUCCUGACCACCUGA
Molecule: messenger RNA, 438 nt
Organism: Eriocheir sinensis (Chinese mitten crab)
Lineage: Eukaryota; Metazoa; Arthropoda; Malacostraca; Decapoda; Varunidae
Product: platelet glycoprotein Ib alpha chain-like
Exons: 3
Coding region: 1-438 (145 amino acids)
Source: RefSeq, a predicted model, not a curated record